AUGUUCGGGCCGGAAGGCUCUGGAGGACCUUCAGAUACGUCGACGCACUCUGCCACUGCCACGUCAUCAUCAAGCAGCGCCGUGUUGCGGGCGUCGCGGGAACGUCUGGUGCCGAUUCCGAACAAGCCGCUGCUCAAAAUUGACCCGUCGGCGCGAGCAUCGUCACAUGUUUACCUCUCGCCGUCAUUUCUCCAAUCAGGUACAGAGAGAGAGAGAGAGAGAGAGAGAGAGAGCGAGUAGUUUGUGUCUGACUGUUUGUCCCUCUCUCUGAUGACAAGUCACACAUUCCUCGUGCACUUUCAAGAGAGAGUGUCAAUUUCUUGGAAGCCAGACGCGUUGGAACUUUUUAUUUUACGAAUUUUGAACUCAAACUGCGGCAAAACACAGUCAGACGCUGCUGAGCGCUGCUCUGAUGUAUCUCAAUUGCGGGUAGAGAUAUCAAAAAGUGGUCAACUGAAAAAAUGUGCAGAAUUACCCAGUGAACAUUUUAUCAGUUGACAACUUUUCGAUAUCUCAACAGACAGCUGAGAUACAACGUCUUGAAUGUGAUCGAUUUCAGCGUCCUCGUCGGUCUCCUCUGAAAACGACGACGUCUCGCAGCGGAUCCACGAGGCGACGCGCAGUUUCAAUCAGUUUGGCUCGCAGUUCUUCGAGUCGUUCCAGGAACUUUCAAGGACCAAGAGCGCCUACGAACGGCUCAAGGAGAACUCGUUGAGGAGGAAAUUGGAAAGUGUGAGUUCCCAAAUACGCCCGCGCAUUUUGCCCUUUUGCGAGACGAAGAAGAAGAAGAAGGAACUUUCGGCCUUCACAAACGAAUCGAUUAGUCAAUCCGGUCUCUCUGCGUCUCCUUAUCACUUUCUCUCUCUCUCUCUCUCUCUCGCAAAUCAAAAGAGAGAGAGAGAGAGAGAGAGAGAGAGGAAAAGAGAAAGGCAACGCCCAUGUUCUUCUUCUUCUUCUCUCUUUCUCUCUCCUUUUUCGGCCGACCGACCGGCCCCCAUAAAGGGUUAACCACACCCAAAAACGCAUACAAAACAGAUAAGGUUAACUGUGGAACGGAUGGAAUUUUCUUCCAGAGAUUCGCCGGAGACGACAAUGAAACUGCGACGACUUCGACGUCUUCGCUCUUCGAUAGACAUGCCAGUGGUGAGAGAAAUGAAGCAAAAGAGGGGAACCGAUCGGGGGAAUCGAACUUUGGAGUGUAACUUGGAAAAAGUUAAAAGCGGUAGCCACUAGGCCAUCCGCGCAGCUUUCGAAAGCAGCCGCCAGGUUAUUGAUAUAAGGGGAUGCGGGCGAAGCUGUAAAGACACAAAAUCACUGAAAAAUGAUUACAAAACGUUCAAUGCUAACUUUUCAGAGUUCUCAGCCUUCACUCCGUACCGGAACACUGCUUACGAGUCGACGCAGAGCCUCUUCCAACCGUCCACAUCGAUGAACGACCGAAUUGAGCAGAUCAAAAACGACUUUUUCGCCGAGCAUCAAAGUGAGCACAUUUUUCUCGUAUUCUUUUAGAUGAUUUUGGUCAUUUUAAGCCGUUCUUUUUCCAGAAUCGUUCUCCUCGCUCUCCGGCUUCAACACCCCGACAACAGCUCUCGGAGCCGCUCUUCAAGGCCUCAACAUGAAGAGUGCCUUCGCGCCGGUCCGUUCGAGCCGUUCCAACCUGACAGACCCCAAUCGGACCCAUCUGAUCUCGGACAUUCUCAAGGAGGACCCCGCCGACCGACUGAAGGGCAUCCGGAACGUGCCGAUUCGUCUGAUUCACUCCGCCUCCAACUUCGACAUCGCCUCGUCGAGCUCCGUCGAUUCGGGCCACCAGGACCACGAGAGCAUCGUGAUCGAGGACGCCGACAUGGACAGUCCGACGAGUCCGCAGGUGAAGAGGCCCGCAAAGAACGACUACUUCUCGCGCGACGACUGUCAGCCGCUGACGGUCAACGUGGAGAGUGUCUCGUCGACGUCCGACCUGCCGAGCUCCAUCUCCUCCUCCUCCUUCGUCUACCAGAACUUUGACCCGUCGGACUUCCAGCGAAAGAUCGAAGAAUUGACGGCCGCCUCGUGCCUGGCGGUGAUGCCCGACGCCAACGGAAUCGUCGAUCCCGAGAAGAUCCGGACGCAACUGGACGCGGUGCGGAGGCAGAUGGGCGAGAUGCAGACGAUCAUCUCCGAGGCGCAGGGCGAGCUCCGCGCCUCCUCGUCGCCCAAUCUCAACGUCGACUCGUCGUUCGACGACUCUUCCAACUGCGAACCGUCGCCCAGCUCCUCGUACAACGAUUCGGAGACGUCGUUGAAGAGACUCCAUCAUUGUACGCAUCCGAAUUGCGGCAAAGUGUACACGAAGAGCAGCCAUUUGAAAGCGCACUUUAGGACGCAUACUGGUGAGCACUUUUGGCGCCACAAAUUUUUUGAAGUAAAAAAACGAAAAAAAACGAAAAAAAAACGAAAAACAAAAAACUUUUUUUUCACAGCCUGAAUAACCGCAUUACUUUUAAAAGUGGCAUUUGGCAUUUCCUUUAUCACGGCCGAUUUGAAACUUUAGAAAUAUAUAGCAAAUGCGCCGGCUCAAAACGCUUGUGUGAUUUUCUGAAAACUGGACGUUUCUUGCAGGCGAAAAACCGUACGAGUGCAGCUGGCCGAGUUGUACUUGGCGCUUUGCGAGAUCCGACGAGUUGACGAGGCAUUAUAGAAAGCAUACCGGUAAGAAACCUUUAAAAACGUUUUUAUUUUCAUCCAAAACAUGUUUUUUUUGCAGGAGACCGCCCAUUCAAAUGUAACCAGUGCUCGCGAGCGUUCUCGCGCAGUGACCAUCUCUCGCUGCACAUGAAACGUCACUUUUGA
Messenger RNA from Caenorhabditis sp. 36 PRJEB53466, 2832 nucleotides. NCBI's taxonomy places the organism in Eukaryota, Metazoa, Nematoda, Chromadorea, Rhabditida, Rhabditidae. The record is from the annotation of a GenBank genome assembly.